Cladophialophora psammophila CBS 110553 is the source of this 825-nucleotide messenger RNA. RefSeq lists its product as uncharacterized. Lineage: Eukaryota; Fungi; Ascomycota; Eurotiomycetes; Chaetothyriales; Herpotrichiellaceae. The coding region runs from base 1 to 825 and encodes 274 amino acids. Gene Ontology annotation, cellular component: Ndc80 complex. The record is from RefSeq and is a predicted model, not a curated record. Gene Ontology annotation, biological process: chromosome segregation. The transcript is spliced from 2 exons.
AUGGCUACGACUAUCCCCCCAUCGACAUUCUCUACUGGCACAUCUUCAUUCCGCGCGUCGCAAUCGCAAAUGGCCACGCCCGUGUCGUACUCGGACAGCCCCCUCACGCAGCUGCCCGCAGUUGACUUCAAUUUUGACGAUCUACGAAAGCGCAUGGCCGAUUUCACGAUCAAGUUCGACGCAUUCAUCGAACGAGGGAGGAAGAGGGUGCUAGAAGAGAGGAAUGAAUUUCGAGCGCGUCUGGGGGAAUUGAACGAGGAGCAGCGGUCGGCAGGCACACAAAUCGUAACUCUGCAAUCCACUCUGUCAACACACAGCCAGGUCCUCGCCCGUGAACAGGCAGAGAAGAACGAGAUGCACGCGCAGAUCUCCAAACUGGAAUCCCACCAAGCGGCUCAAUCUGCCCAGCGAGACCGUCUCAAAUCCGCCAUCGCGCAAACACAGCGACAGAUUGAUGCGAAGCUGCAGGCUCAGAGGGAAUACGCAGCGAAGAUGGAGGGGCAGAGCCGACUGAACGGACCUGAGCUGAGUUUCUGGGAGACGUAUUUGGGUUGUCGAAUCGAAGGGAGUGGGGAUGAGAACAAGGUCAGGAUUGUUUUUGUGUUCCCGCCUGUGAAAGGUAGUGGCAGUGGCAGUGAGGAAAGGGAGGCCCUCUUCGAACUGCUGGUACCCGACACCGGGCAUGGGAAAUACGACGUGGUCUACAUGAAGCCUAGGUUAGAGGCCGCCAAAGUCGCAAAGGUCGUGGACCGGUUGAAUGCGACCAGGGAGAUCGGGACUCUUUUGAAGGGGAUGAGAGGGUUGUUUGUGGAAACGCUGAAAUGA